This is a messenger RNA of Pogoniulus pusillus (Red-fronted tinkerbird), 4445 nucleotides long. RefSeq names its product TBC1 domain family member 16 (gene TBC1D16). The transcript is spliced from 12 exons. Gene Ontology annotation, cellular component: early endosome. The record is from RefSeq and is a predicted model, not a curated record. Gene Ontology annotation, biological process: activation of GTPase activity. The coding region runs from base 189 to 2555 and encodes 788 amino acids. Gene Ontology annotation, molecular function: GTPase activator activity. Lineage: Eukaryota; Metazoa; Chordata; Aves; Piciformes; Lybiidae.
CCCCACGGGCCGGGCGGAGCGGGGCGGUGGUGGUCCCCUCACAGGGCCCGGUGGGGGCGCGGCGAUUUGGAGCCCGCCCAGGGACGGACUGGUCCGUGCAGCCGAAGUUUCCCCGGGCUCGUCUUUGCCGAUCUUCUGAAUUUGGCUCCUGAUUAAAGCUGACAGAUAAUGGAAACAUUUCCUUGGCGAUGUCUCUGGGGCGACUCCUCCGACGUGCCUCUUCAAAAGCCUCCGACCUCCUGACCUUGAAUUCUGGUGGCAGUGGCAGUUCACCUUCCAUAUUUGAUGGGGAGAUUAUCUACUCUAAGAACAAUGUCUGUGUCCACCCACCUGAGCUGCUGCAAGGCAUUGGGGAGCAUCAUCCAGGCUAUUUGUGUUUGUACAUGGAGAAAGAUGAGCUGCUGGGGACCACACUUAUCCUUGCCUGGGUGCCAAACUCCCGCAUUCAGAGGCAGGAUGAAGAAGCUCUGCGCUACAUCACUCCUGAGAGCUCCCCUGUCCGUAAAGCUGCCCGCAAGCGUGGCCGCCACUCUCAGGGUUUCGGCAUUGUCCGGCCAGCUUCCCCCUCCGAGCAGAGAGGAGCAAUGGUCCUGAAGGGAGAAGACAUCUUGACUCUGUCUCAACUUGUAAAAGAUGUGGCGUACGUCAGCUGCCCCUCUUCGGAAGGGGAGAAGCUCUCGCAGUGCUGCCCCGCGGCCGACGGCAGCCGCCGGUCCCCCCAGCCUGCCCGCAGCGACUCAGGAAUCCUAUCGACAGUCAGCUCUCAGGAGGAGCAGAACAGGUCGGAGCUGUCGGUGGAGGGGAUGGAGGAGAGUCUGGACUGCAGGCCAGAGCCAGGGGAGGACGAGGGCUCCUUGGAGCUGUCUGCUGAUGACGUGAGCAGGGACAGCACUUUUGACUCUGAUUCUGAUGCCUUCUCUUCCCCCUUCUGCCUCUCUCCCAUUAGUGAAGCCCUCGGGAAAAGCAGUAGUUCUGUGUUUCUGGAUAAUGAAAGCAGGGACACGUGUGACAAUCGCAUGACCUGCUCCACCAGCUCUCCCUCCAGCCUCGACACCAGUGCCCAGUUCCAGGAGAACAAUGGGCAAACACAGGGCACCAGAUGGGAUGAACAGCAGAAAGUCUUUGCCCUGGAGCAGGUCUGUGGUGUCUUUAGAGUGGACCUGGGACAAAUGCGAUCCCUUCGCCUCUUCUUCAGUGAUGAGGCAUGCACCUGUGGGCAGUUGGUUGUUGCAAGCAGGGAGAGUCAGUACAAGAUCUUCCAUUUUCACCACGGUGGCCUGGAUAAACUGUCUGAGGUGUUUCAGCAGUGGAAGUACUGCACAGAGACCCAUCUCAAGGACCAGCAGCUCGCCGAUGAGAAGACUUGCAUGCAGUUCUCCAUCCGCCGCCCCAAGCUGCCCUCCUCAGAAACCCACCCGGAGGAGAACACCUACAAGCGUCUUGAUGUGUCUGCCUGGCUCCAUCACCUGAACGAGUCUGGACAGGUGGAAGAGGAGUACAAGCUGCAGAAGGCCAUUUUCUUUGGUGGGAUUGAUGUUUCCAUCCGUGGGGAGGUGUGGCCCUUCUUGCUGCACUACUACAGCUAUGAGUCCACCUCGGAAGAGAGGGAGGCACUGAGACUGCAGAAGAGGAAGGAAUACUUCGAGAUUCAGGAGAAAAGGCUCUCAAUGACUCCAGAUGAGCAGAAGGAUUUUUGGCGUAAUGUCCAGUUCACGGUGGACAAGGAUGUGGUGAGGACUGACCGCAGCAACCAGUUCUUCCGGGGGGAGGACAACCCAAACGUGGAAACCAUGAGGAGGAUCUUGCUGAACUAUGCAGUAUUUAACCCAACAAUUGGAUACUCCCAGGGGAUGUCCGACUUGGUUGCUCCACUCCUGGCAGAGAUCCUAGAUGAGUCGGAUACUUUCUGGUGCUUUGUAGGACUGAUGCAGAACACAAUCUUCAUCAGCUCACCCCGGGAUGAGGAUAUGGAGAAGCAGCUGAUGUACCUGCGGGAGCUGCUGCGGCUCAUGCACCCCCGCUUCUACCAGCACCUCUCUUCUCUGGGAGAGGAUGGCCUGCAGAUGCUCUUCUGUCACCGCUGGAUCCUCCUCUGCUUCAAGCGGGAAUUUCCAGACGCUGAGGCUUUGCGCAUGUGGGAAGCCUGCUGGGCACACUACCAGACUGAUUAUUUCCACCUCUUCAUCUGUGUGGCCAUCGUGGUGAUUUAUGGGGAUGAUGUCAUUGAACAGCAGCUGGCCACUGACCAGAUGCUGCUGCAUUUUGGCAACCUGGCCAUGCACAUGAAUGGAGAACUCGUGCUCAGGAAGGCAAGGAGCCUGCUCUAUCAGUUCCACCUCUUACCUCGCAUCCCCUGCAGCCUGCACGACCUGUGCAAGAUGUGUGGGACGGGAAUGUGGGACAGUGGCUUCAUCCCUGCUGUGGAGUGUUCUGGCCAUCACCCCGAGUCCGAGAGCUGCCCGUACGGGGGACUGGCGGAGGAGUCUUCUCCUAAGGCAGGAAGCGAAGGCAGGAGGGGCCUGAGACCCAGGGACGUCUUCCCCUUCCGAAAAUAGCUGCAGAGGAACAGGGUGUGGCGGCGGAAGAGGGGCAGGCAGGAAGGAUGUGCAUAGGAAAAAGUGGAGGGAUGGACUCCUGACGAGACUGAAGAGUGGAGAAUGGACAAGGAAUGAACUCACUCGACAGGGAAAGCAAAUUCCAGUGCGGAAUGCUGGUGGAACUACGAAGAAAACCAUCGAAGCAAAGCAUUGGCAGGUGCUUGGGUUUGUUAGGAACGUGCUCUUUUCUAGGUCUUAACAAGGACUUUUUAUCUGCCUCUGGGACUGGACUGGUUAGCGAGCAGAGCUUUGUUACCUGCUGAUGAGAACACUAAAGUUCAACCCGCGGCAUGUGUGGGUCCGGUGGAAGGAGCAGAGCUGUGGCAAGAGCUCUGCCUGUGCUGUUCCUCCAUCCAGAGCACACCACACACGCAUAGUCUCUGCUUCCACCAAAACCUGCAGCUUAGUGGCUUCUCCCUAAAGCCAUAAAGAACAUUUUAGUUAUAAUCUGCCCCCAAAAAACGACCCUGCAGACUGUUGGACUUGCAGAGAAUGUGUCUGCUUCAUUGGAGAGGAGGAACUGGUGACUUAAAAGUCUGCCUCUUGCCUUUUUUUUCCAUAGUACAGCCUGGCAUGUUAGGUUUUUUUACCCCCUUUGUAUAGAGCAUGUCCAGCCACAGGUCUUAAUGCACCACUUUAGGGUCAGGGUGUUUCACAGACCCCUUUCAAAGGUUUCUUCUUCAUGCCAUUACAGCAAAGCUGUGUCCUUAUGCUGGCAACUACAGGCUUUAGGCACUCCUUUAUGGAAGUCUGUUGUUUCCAGUGUGUUUCCCAUUGCAUUUCCUUUAACUCUUCUCAGUUACUGAAUAUUUACUGUCCUGACCUGUCUUUCUGUGGCCCAUGCUCUAAGUGGGCUUUAGAAUCUUCAGCUAGUGCCAGCAGUGCACUCUCUUCCCUCAAAGUAAAAAUGAAGCUCAGUUUCUUGCAGUCAUUUUUGCUGAGUUCUGUCUCUGGUAAAGGUUUCCCUUGAAGUGUUUUUGAAAGGACAACACAUUUCUCCUCUUGUCUUCUACAAAAAGUGGAGCUGGGCCCUUGAGCACAGCCAUGUUGCCAAAUGUCCCUUACCAAAUUCAGUGGCACCCAAAGGUGUGUCCUGAGCCAGUGUUUGUGCCAAACAGAGCCAGGGGAAUAGUUGCCUUGUAUGGAUGAAAAAGAAGAUGUGGUGACGGUGAGCUGGGCCACAUGCUGCAUCCUUCUGCAUGGCCUGUCAGGUCCUGCAGCCUCUCCUGAUUGUCUCAUUCCCUCUCACUUCAAUCACUCUGUUCCUCCUGUGCAUGCAUGUCAUGGUCUGGGAACGUCCACACUGGCUUUUCAGCAGGGUCUGCCAGGCUUGUUUGUCCUGUCAGCAGCACGUGUGGGAGCACCUCAUACCCUCCUGCAGAGUGCUGCAGCAGGCUCCUGCAGCUGACAAGCAAAUUUCCCCAAAAAACUCUUCCUGCAAGGCCUUACCCACAGCCUGCUCUGGAGCCCACAUGCCCCAGACCUGCAGGGAAGCAAGGCUGGCAGCUGGGCUGCUUUGUCUGGAACCGACACAAACCAAGUGCACAUUUGUAAGAGCAAAAGAGACUUGACCCUAUGCAGGCACCACGCCAAAGGCUGGCUGCUAUGGGGCAGAGGGACAGUUUGGCUCCCGAUUUGUGUGCCUUUAAUUCAGAGGAUGAAAACCUUCCCCUUGGUAAGAGCAAAAGUGAAACCUCCUGUAGCACUGCACACCUCCACAUUAGCCCAGCUUGGAGACUGCAGGUGCCUGCUGGGGUUGCAGGAGGUGGCAGCUGGUGUAAGGGCUGGUGGCUGCUUUGCUGUGAAGCAGAGAGUUCUUCAGUGAACAAUAAAAGUUUGUGUGAGGCA